GUCUUGUUCUUGAAAAUAGUGUCAUUUUGAGUGCUUUUGUGGACUCAAGUACAUGUAGCUAUUUUUUUCAGAAAUUUUUUGUAGGCAUGUGACUAUGUGUAGGCUAAGAAGCUGUGAUUGGAUAAGACAGAACUAGAGAUACCAUUGAAAUAUGACUAUAUGUUACCUAUUCGGUCGGGUUGUAUUUAUUUGCUCAGCCCUAAUUCUUCCACCACCAAAAAAAUCAAUUCACCAUCAUGGCAUCUUCUUCAACAAUUCCAAACCUAUCCUUAACAUUGAAUUGUCAAACCUACAUUGAUUUCAAACCGCCAUUACCGAACUAUUUGAGCUUCUCUUCUUCGAAGCGUCGACGACCUCCAUAUCUUUUCACUGUUAGAGCAAGCGACUCGGAUUUCGAGGCCGCCGUUGUUGCUGGUAAUGUGCCGGAGGCGCCUCCUGUACCGCCUAUACCUGCUCCACCUGCGGGAACACCGGUGAUUCCUUCUCUUCCAAUUCAAAGGCGUCCUCGUCGGAAUCGAAGGUCCGUCGUACUUCGAUCGGCGUUUCAGGAAACAAGUUUAUCACCUGCCAAUUUUGUGUAUCCACUUUUUAUACAUGAAGGUGAGGAGGACACCCCAAUUGGGGCUAUGCCUGGAUGCUACAGGCUUGGUUGGAGACAUGGACUUGUGGAAGAGGUUGCAAAAGCACGGGAUGUUGGUGUUAACAGUGUUGUGCUCUUCCCCAAAAUUCCAGAUGCUUUGAAGUCUCCCACCGGUGAUGAAGCAUACAAUAAGAAUGGUUUAGUUCCUCGGACUAUACGGUUACUCAAGGAUAAGUACCCAGAUCUUAUUAUUUAUACAGAUGUUGCAUUAGAUCCUUAUUCGUCAGAUGGACAUGAUGGCAUAGUCAGAGAAGAUGGAGUUAUUAUGAAUGAUGAGACUGUUCAUCAACUUUGUAAACAAGCUGUAGCCCAGGCCCGAGCUGGAGCAGAUGUUGUCAGCCCCAGCGAUAUGAUGGAUGGCCGGGUAGGAGCAAUGCGAUUAGCUCUCGAUGCUGAAGGCUUUCAGCACGUUUCUAUAAUGUCAUAUACAGCAAAGUAUGCAAGUUCAUUUUACGGCCCAUUUAGAGAAGCAUUGGACUCAAACCCCCGGUUCGGAGACAAGAAGACCUAUCAGAUGAAUCCAGCAAAUUACAGAGAGGCUAUGACUGAGAUGAGGGAAGAUGAAUCUGAAGGAGCUGACAUUCUCUUGGUGAAGCCCGGUCUUCCUUAUUUGGAUAUCAUAAGGCUGCUUAGGGAUAAUUCUCCUCUGCCAAUUGCAGCAUACCAGGUUUCUGGUGAAUACUCAAUGAUAAAAGCUGGCGGUGCUCUGAAAAUGAUUGAUGAAGAAAAGGUUAUGAUGGAGUCAUUAUUGUGCCUCCGGCGAGCAGGUGCUGACAUCAUCCUUACAUAUUUUGCUCUACAAGCUGCUAGAUGUUUGUUUGGAGAGAAGAGGUGAGAUUCUUUAAAUAUAUAGGGCAGUUUUCAUCCUAGAAGGCCGAUGAGCUCAAAGCAUUUGCCAGUAUGCAGGGUUCAAAUAAAAUGCUGAGAUGAUUUUCCCCAAUGUGUUAUUGUAGUUUUUUUCAACCCAUUAUCUUAUAAACGGUGUAAUUUAUUCAUCUGCAGAAUAAUUAGUACUGUAUGAACAAAAGCUAUCAGAUGAAUCCAACGAAUAAACAGAGAACAUGAGGCGGACGGAUAAACUAGUGUACCAGUUUUGUACAAAAUGGAAUGGACAUUGUUUCCAA
This is a messenger RNA of Trifolium pratense (red clover), 1764 nucleotides long. Its product is annotated as delta-aminolevulinic acid dehydratase, chloroplastic-like. Gene Ontology annotation, molecular function: zinc ion binding; porphobilinogen synthase activity. Gene Ontology annotation, cellular component: cytosol. The transcript has 12 exons. The record is from RefSeq and is a predicted model, not a curated record. Lineage: Eukaryota; Viridiplantae; Streptophyta; Magnoliopsida; Fabales; Fabaceae. The coding region runs from base 237 to 1475 and encodes 412 amino acids. Gene Ontology annotation, biological process: heme biosynthetic process.